Penicillium samsonianum is the source of this 1173-nucleotide messenger RNA. RefSeq lists its product as uncharacterized. Lineage: Eukaryota; Fungi; Ascomycota; Eurotiomycetes; Eurotiales; Aspergillaceae. Bases 1 to 1173 code for a protein of 390 amino acids. The record is from RefSeq and is a predicted model, not a curated record. The transcript is spliced from 3 exons.
AUGGAUCCUGCGGACGUGGAGGUGCGUCUCGAAGUGGAUGACGAUGGGCUCGCCUACAUCCAGUCAAACCCUGCAGUUCCCUACGUGCUACCCUCGGUGGAAGACCACUUCGACGAAGAGCCUUCCAUUGCACCAACCUCUACCGGGGUUAAGCGCAAGCGUGACACUUCGCCAACACGCGCGCAGGCACACCCAGCUGCUGAGAGCAUUGACCCUUCCCCUUGGUACUUAGACCCUGUCUACUGCAACUCGCUUGACUCUACGCCUGCUAUUGACGAGUCUCGUCUGACUCGGCUUGGAACCGAGGAGCUUGAAGGGUCUGAGUGGUUUCCACCCCCAAAGCGUCAGCUUCGUCCCGGUGCAAUGGCUCCCCUGGACCCCCUGGAGCUGCCUGACACCCCACGCAAGACCACCCCCAACUCGCGCGUUUGGGAAUCUCACCGUCCCUCUAACCUGAACUUUACCAUUUACGAAGACCCCCCGGACCAGGAGACCCCCAAGCCUAGCCCUCUGCAGGAAGGAUUCCACCCUCUGGAGGAGGAUAAAGAAAACAUUUACCUCACUCAAUCUGACCUCGAAAGCUCCGACGAAGAAGAGGACACUCGACCCAACCUCGCUUGGAAUGAAGCUUCCACCGGCCCUCGUGAUGCCUUCGGUCUCCCACUCAACCGCGAGAUGUCUGAUUUCGUCCAACCUCGCAACAACCCAUUCCCCGAGCGCCACAUGCGCCGCGGUCGAGAGGUGCUGCGAACCAUCUGGGUUGAUGAGACACAGGUCCCCGAGGAAGAUGAUGGUCCACUGCAUGAUGACAGUCUGACCGACGCCCAGGUUCGAGAGAUUGAACAGAUUGAAGAAACUUACCAGCGAGGACGAACUACGACCCGCUCUUACCGUCAACAGUUGCGUGAGACUUCCCCAGUUCAGGAUCCGAGCAACUCCCCCAGUGAUGUUCGCCGCGUCCUUAAUUUCCAGCCAGACGAGGGUCGUCGCCCUGUCACUCCCGAGCAAAACGAGGAUCGUCGCCCUGUUGCUGCUGAGGAAAACGAGGGUCGCCCCCCUGUUGCUGCUGAGGAAAACGAGGGUCGCCCCCCUGUCACUCCCGAGGAAAGCGAGGAGGAGCCCCAGCAGCGCCAGCCAGAGCAGGAACAGCAGGAGGAGGAGCAGGACCAGUAA